AGAAACAAGAAACUAUAUGCAGUGUCUUUUCAGAGAUACCCCCGUCACGAGUGAAAUGAACAAUGGUGACUCCAUACAGAUGAGAUUAGGCCGUGUGCUUGCUUGGGCUCUCAGCUAGCGAUCAGAGUUUUUGUAACUGCAGGAUCUUGUCUACUCUCAGUUUCGACUCACUCUGUGUUCCGUGAAUGAGAAACUAUCACAGGAAUAACUCGACAACAGCCAGAGCGUCUAAAUGCCGCCUGGCUUGGUUCUGGCGAGUGAACCGAUGAAGAUGGAGAUGACACUGGCAAAACUACACUCUUACCAGACGUUACUGACAAACCACGCUCUCAUUCGUGUUCGCAUUAUUCAGCUAUUAACGACUUCGCACAGACCACCAUGUGCAGGCAGCUAACGGCAGAUUCUGCGGCUGGCAUGGCUAGCGAAGAAUCGCGUUGUGAAGACAAGGCGACCAGCACUGACGAUGAAUUGCUGGCGUCGCCACAAACUCGUGAUGCCCAUUCUUCUGGCAUUGCUGCCGUGGCUCAACUCUGGGGGGCUGAUCUGGUUGGAUUAGAAAGACCUCGGCUUCUUAAACCUCAUCGACGUACUCUUCAUCAUCAAGAAUCUUUGAGCAGUGCAAGUGACGUAUCUCGCACGCGUCCUCAUCGACUCAGAAAACAACGAACUACAGAGAGCUGCAAUGCUGACUAUCGUUGCAAGGGACGGCCUCGGGAACUGCGCAGACAGUGGACGACUGACUCUUCGGACUCAGGAUACUCGAAGGGCUACUCGCGAGAAAGGCUACGCAGACAGGAUACAGAGGAGUCUGCUGAAUCUUCCAGGAAGUUCGUCAGGGAGUUGCAGCGCCAGCCGACGACGGAGUCUUCGAGCUCAUUGCGGUUAACGAGACAAUCAUCUUUACGGAGUGGGUCUGACAACCAAAGUCUGUAUCUCUUGAGACAAUCUACCAUUGAAACUUACGACGAAUUUUCUACUACAGAUUUUUCUAGACCUCAGUCCAGCAACAGUGCAGCUAACACUGCGAGUCCAAGUGUACCUCCCACCAUUCACAUCGAAGCUCCUCACUGCAGUAGAGAAGAUGAUAACUUGGCUGCAGUGCAAGGAGACGCUAUCAGUUACAUUCAAACUGAAGAUCCUAUCAUCGAGGAGAGAAUCGAUGAAGAUUUCGCAACGGUAUCUGUCCUUCCAGUGACUGCAGGUGCUCCAUUUCUCACGUCAACGUCAUGUUCGCUCAUAAACCUCAGUGCCAUAGAUCUCGAAGCCAGUCAAAUCAACGAGAUACAGAGAAGUUUACUAUGCAUGAGUCGCUUGCAGAAGGCAAAAGCACGCAGGAAGAAGAGACGUGAAAUUGCAAAGAAGGCGGCCAAAGUAUGUCGUUCUCGGGAGCGGGUCAGGCCAAGCACAAACAAGGAUGAACUGCCCAAAACAGUGAGGUGGUCCAUCAUGGCUACUGGCCUCGUGCUCUUCCUCAUGAGCAUCAUCUUGGUGGGUGCAACGCUACGUAUGGCGCCGCUCAUCGACGAAAUGGUGCGCAAGGAGAACGAAGAUAUCCUACAGAAGUGGCAGGCUGGACCGUCCUCGGACAACGUCUCGACUGUGCCCCCGUCGGACGCUGCGAUGGCCCAGAACGGAACUUGGGGCGUCCUGCCCCCAGUUCUGCCCACAGCUGCCGGGCUUAUGACCAUAAGCUCAUCACCUGUGCUAAGUGCUAGAAAAAAGCGUCACUCUGUUUUCAACUCUAACAAAUUAAUCUUAUUGUUGGCUGGCAAAACAAUGUCAAAAUACCAGUACAAGAGUCGGGGAUUUAGGCCCAGAAUUGGCCGUGAUAUAAACUCUGAAAGAAGUGCAUUAAACAAAAAUGCUAGCAGCGCGAAAGGAACUGUUGUUAAUAUUCCUUUUGAUAAACUCAAUGGGAUCUAUUCACUUCCAAGUAGUAAUAAUACAGGGUUUAGUGUCUCAAGCCUUUCUUCCAAGCAAAACUCCUCCGUGGCCGUCAGAAAAAUGUUGAGCAAUUUGAGCGAAAUUUCUUAUAACAGCUCGGUGUCAAAAACGAAUUAAAAUUUUCUAAUUAAAGAUGUUAGCGUUAGUUAUAGAGGUGCUCCUCAAAGUGCUGCGUUCAUGCAUUUUAUAUUCAAUAUGAUUUCAUGUCUUUAUUAUCAGCAACAUUAAUUGUAUCCGUUUUAGAACGCAUAAACUUGCCAUGAAUGCAAUUUCUGUAUAGGUAGAAAGUCAAAGCUUUCAAUCGAAGCAAUUCCACUGUAGUUACUUUAAAAAUAGCCUACAAUGAUUUUUUUAUUUAACAAUUAACAAAUCUUUAAAAAAGAAUCAUUCCCGAUUCCCAGACCAAAGUUCGUAAGAUCGCAUUACAUUGAGUGAUAAGUAAACACCUCAGUUUGCGAUCCGUAAUGAGGGGGCAAAAAUGGCAAAUUUUUUUUCGUCAAGAAGAUAUCUUAGUCUGAUCAUUUCGUGUAUACUACAAGUGCCAAGUAUGUAUGAACCUCUUUUCGAAUAUUUAGCAAGGAGUUGUUAGUGUUAUGGUUACGUUAACAACGAACCAUCUUUUGCAGUAUAAGUAUUAUUUGACUUCUCUGUUCUUUGUGGCCACUGUCGGACCAGCUGGUACUCUCAACUCAUUAAUUUUUAGCAUCACAAAUAGCCCUCAAAGAACGGGUAAUCCAGUUCGUUCUUAAUAUUCGAGUAAACACAACCGGAAAUGUUCCAGUCAAUUUUUAGUUUGGUAUGGUCAUCACCUGUAAUAUAGUAUCAAAAAAUUUAUUGUUGUUGCCUGUGGGAGUUGUUGCUGCAGACCAAUUUCUUAGCAAUAAAAUAACCAUGGGAUCACUACCUGGGUGGCAUAUAAUUAUAAUUUAAUACUGUGGUCAGCGUACGCUGUCGAAACUACUCACAUUUAACGAAAACUCGUUGUGAUUCGUGAAAUUGCUUCUAUUUUAUAUUUAGUUCUCGAUUUAAUGGGCAUUUUUCUUAAAUGGUCAGUCAUGUCAUGGAUCAGAUAUACCGAACCUUGUCUUCCAUUCUUCCUUUACGUUCGUUUACGAGCCGUUCAAUCUGCUAUUUUGUGCUGCUGGAAAAGCUUGCAGCAUAUUUCUUAAUUUCAGUCCUUUUCACAUAUGAAGAUAACUUGUAAGUCUGUAACAUUUUGCUUCAUGAAUGCUUUUUGACCAGUCAGUUGCGUUUCCAGAGACAUGAGUGUAAACAAGUGCAAUUGGUGUAAAAAUCGCUGUGACGGCGUUCCACUUCAUUCGUGAAUCAAAUAUCCUAGUCGAGAUGUCGUUCACGUUCAACAAUGUCUCCGCAGAAGAUACUUUGACAUUUUUUCUUCCUAUAUGACCUUUCAUAUUUGUUAGGAAUUAUUCAAUUAUUCAUUGGGUGAUACGGACGCAGGAUUUUGUGGAGCACCGUAAGUACAUUAGAAUACCAAAGUCGAUGAUCAGGUCCCAACCUUCCAGUAUUUUAGCAUCGCCUCCGAUGUUUAGGCUCCUGUGACUGCAACCGGAUUAACACUUGCGCUGCAGUUCUGGGAGCGGUUUCCAUUGUUUCUAGUUGUUUAGACGGAGGUAGAAUCUCCGCAUUGUUACUGUUCUUUCUUUCAAUUCCUAGAUAGAAUGUGUAGUGACUACUUUUUGCAAAGAAUUAAAAUGAGCACAAGUUUGGGGUGUAACCUAAGUGAGGUCUUUCAUUUGACUUCUUAACUGGGCAUUCGCUAAUUAUUUUUCAAGCGCAUGGCGCCCCAGUCCCUCUUCAACUUAUGUUCCCACACUGAAUAAUAUACAGUAUUGUACUGAUGUGUACGAAGUUGAGACUUAAAGCCCACUACCAACACUUUCUUUCUUCUCUCAAUUCUUCCUUUUUGUUUACUAAAUAUUCACCGCAGUGCGUGUAGAUGACUGGCUCCAGUCGAGGACUGUCGCCGAGCCCUGAAGACAGUAAGGGGCGACUUGCGGGACCGCACUUUGAAGUGAGCGUGUUCAGUACAACCUACCCUCGAGAAUCUCGUCUUCCCAUUCCCUUGUCAUAGAAAUUGUGAGAACCUACCUUAAAAGGUGCUUUGUCUUAGUCUUCGAACAUUAACAAGAAGAGCUUUAUGUAGGCAUAUUCACCUUGACUAUUGAAGAUGCCUGUUACGUAGAGGCCAGAGUUCUGGCUGUCUCGUAAGGCAGUUCACUUGGUGAGCUGAACAUUUAUACCAAAAUUAGUUUAAAAUGCUUGCAUUUGCCAGAUUCUUUCGUUGGAUUUGAUGACAGAAUUUAGUUUGGGCUUCUAAUCUAACACAAUUUUGUUAUAGUAACAUUAAUGAUCGUGUUCAUUGCAUACAUAAUCUUCGUUAACAUGAGAGAGAAGUCAUUUUGAUUUGAUAUUUUAUUCCCAGAUAAUACAAAUACCAGGCGUCUACCGAUGCCUAAAAGAUUAGUUAAUGUUGUAUCCAAUUUACGUAGAUUUCAUGGAAUAAUUAAGACUGUUAUGAAAUUUUAGUUCAUAAGUGAACGUAAGAAAAACAUUUAUUCAAUCAAAGUGCUCAGGCCUUGGAUAAUGUCUUUGCUGAAACGUCGCCUCGCCAGCUUUCGUACGGCGAGUCUGGGUGCGUACAAGUUUUCAGAAUAAUUAUUGGAGAAAAGAAGUUCAUGCAGAAUUAUCGGGUUGGCGUUGAUUUCUUAAUUAGUUCAUAUGAACCUUAUAUUAGUGAGAGAACAACGAUGAGUAGCUGUACUAUUACUAGACAUUUUCCAUUUCUUCUCUUGUCAAACUUGAGUAUUAGCCUUUUAUUUUCUUUACGUCCAGGUUUGGUACCACUUUUACCAUAUUAUCUACUGAAAAAAUUUAUAUGUAGAUGGUUUCGCUGUUCUUCAGUUUGUAGAAGUGUUGAGGUGCUUUUGUCAAAGUGCAUGCAUGUUGUAGGCAGGGGAUGAAAAUGUAUCUUUCCUGAUAUAAGCUGCGUCAAUUUCUUCACAUAUUCUAUUAUAUGACAGCUACACUGACAUCUUCUGAUCUAAAGUAAAACUCGCAUUGAAAUUAUCAACCAAUUGAAUACAGUAAUACAUAGCAUCAACAAAAUUAUUUGUUGCAUCAUACAUUCCUGAAUUUUUUUGUGACUAUCCUGAUUUCUAUAUUUAAAAUUUAGUUUAACUUCUGUUGUCUUCUGAGUGAGUUUCCGUAGUUAAUUUAAUUUGCUUAAAAAAAUCUUUCUUUGAAUAGGAAAUUGCCGUAUGCAAUGCCAUUGUAUUUUUUUAUUUAUAUCGUGUGUCUAGGUUUCCGCUUGUAUUGUCUCCUACUAUUAGAUGAAGAGCCAUUUACUCUCGUAUCGCUCAGCUACAUCAUAAAUUGGAGGUAAAAGGUUCGUAUGAUAUCGUUAAGCAUGUAAACUUAUAAUUAUACAUUGACGACAAUUCUUAAGGUUUACGGAAACUGUAGCAAGUGGGGAAAGCGAGAACGUGGCUUAGAACUUAGACAAUUUAUUUGAUAAACUUUAAUAGACCAAAUGAACUAUUUGCAGGUCGCGAAGUAAAGCUCAGAUAGACUUAAAGUUUUAAACUGUUGGCUUACUGUUGUGAGUUACUCUGUUGAUCUAUCGAACUUCUAUAAACUAAACGUUUUACUUGCAUAUUCUACUAAUUCUAGCUGGAUCUAGAUUGCCUGCAUGUUAGCUGAUACUGCGGCCAUGUUUUUCACCAGGAUGAACUUCUUGCUGCGGCUACAAACAGUCAACUUUCAUGGUUGUAUGACGAGCGAUCUGAUUUUAUUAUAUUUUCAGGUUAUCAGUUGAGUCAUAAUGCAUUACCGGUGGUUUUUACUAGCAAAAUAAUUUAGGUAUUUGACUACCGCCGCAUGAGAAACUUAGCGUUAAAUAACUUGUUAAGUUAUAAUCAAGAAAAUGUUUGGUGUGGAGGAUAUCGUUUUAUCACCCGCAGAACACGGUCACUUGAAUCGUGAACUCACAGGAGAUAAAUUCGAUGUCUAGAAUAAUUAAAGAACAAAAAUCUGGCAGUUUUAAUGAUCAAAAGGGAUGAAGUUUCAUCCAUGAGUUCUAAAUUUGAGCCGAAUGGAUUUCAUUUUACGGGGCAUUCUUAUUUGAGUUACGAGUAUUUCCAGAAUCUUAUUCAUACAAAUUCUUAAAUUGAGUAAAAUUUUUAAAUUGUAAUUUUCGAAGAUAUUUCUCUGUUAAACAUUCGACUGCGUGUGUGUAAUUUUUUAUGCGCUCAAGAAAAGUUUUCUUGAAUUGUUCUCCUAAAUAGUCAAUUGUUACAAACAAAACAGGAGACUGCGAGAGUCGACAAAAGUUAACUGCUUAUCUGGGAAGCCAAGUGUUUUUGAUUUUUCUGGGAAACAAAAAUGUUUGUAAAAGGAAUGCUAGACGUAUUAAAGUGUCUUCUGAAUUUAGAGAGAACAUAUUCGAGGAAAAAAAUUUCAAUUGAUUGACAGAACUGUCCACAUUAAUCGAUACACGUAAUUCAUAUACGCAGCUCACGUGAAUAGUGCGAUGUCCCUGAUACCAGUCGCCUGUCUAAUGAAAUAUCUGCCUGCAUUUAAAUCAAAUUACAAAGUAAUUCCAAUAGUCCUUUCCAUUUGAGUUACUAAUAAAUACCAAGCGCUGAUGAGAACAUUCUUAUCACAAAUAUUUACGUUAACUCUUAUCACCUCAGGUGCAGGCAGCUCGGCACGACCUCUGGGGUUGCCUCCUUGUAAUACACGAUAAAUAAUUGAAAAACAAAGAAAUUCCUAUGUACGGUUACCAAAUUU
This is a messenger RNA of Hyalella azteca, 6756 nucleotides long. RefSeq lists its product as uncharacterized. The transcript has 2 exons. The record is from RefSeq and is a predicted model, not a curated record. NCBI's taxonomy places the organism in Eukaryota, Metazoa, Arthropoda, Malacostraca, Amphipoda, Hyalellidae. The coding region runs from base 379 to 2061 and encodes 560 amino acids.